GGUAGACGACGCUCGCAGCUGGCAGCACCGGUAACACGCCGCUCAUAGCAUACCCCCGCGUCUCCUCGCAAUCCUCGCUCGUGCCAGUUUUGCGUCGAGACGGCUCGAGGCUGUGUCGUACACGACAGAUCGUAGAGUUGGAUCGGGUUCGCGACGUCAGGGACGGGGUGAUCAGCGAGUGUAUGAGGAAAAGGAAAGAUCGCGGAGAAGAGGUUGUGACACGUCGGUGACAAGUGCGAGCGGGCCAGGAAUAGGGACAUCGCGGCAUGCCGUGUACUCGCGGCGCAUCAUCGCGGCAAUUCGAUUCGAUACGCGCGAGUAACGUCAAGAAACGCGGCAGAGAAGAGUGGCAACGACGUGCGACAACGACGAGGACAACGACGACCACAAUCACGACAACGAGGACGAGGACGAGGAGGACGCUGCGUGUUUUAUCGCACAGCGAGACAACGGCAGCGUGGUGAAAAGCGAGACAAAGAGCAAGGUGCGAGAGAGAAAGAGUGAGAGGGAGAGAAAGUGAGAGAAAGAAAGAGAGGGCGAUCGAGUGGCGUUGGCGAGAGAUCAUCGUAGCGCGCUCUCUCUCUCUCUCUUUCUCUCUCUCUCUCGCGUGCGAGCGUACCGCUUCUCAAUCUCAGUUACGGGUAGCGCGUCGAUACGAGCUACCGGAGUGUUUCAAAGCGCGGCAGCGGCGGCCCAGGAUGCUGCCCGACGUAGCAAGAAGAUGGCCGUGAUCGGCGAAUGCAGGUAUCACGCGGCGAUCCGUGCGAACCCGUACACGGAGUUCUCGUGUCAUAGGGCCGAGGGUCAGGCCGAGACAGCGGUAACGUCGCCGUUGCCGUCACCCUCAUCCUCUUCGUUGUCGUCGUCGUCGUCGUCGUCAUUCUCGGCAUUGGCGCGCCGUCGACGGCACAGAAAGAAAGGCACAGCGGGUCACUCGCCGCUAUCGCCGCCACCGCUGCCACCGCCGCAACUUGCGAUGACGUCCUCGCGUGGAAGCGGCCUGGAGUCCGGCGAGUUUAGCGAUCCCGAUGACGAUUACCUGGACACGGAUCGGCUCUGGUACGAGCUGCGCAACAUAAAGAGCAUCAUCAAUGUCACGCGGCAGAAUAUCGACACUUUGAACAAUCGCUUUGCCGGCUUGAAACAUCCGCCUUCGAUUUAUCUGAAUGAAUAUCAGGAACUAACUAGUAAGUUGCACAAGCUCGAAUCUGAGGAACAGAAGCUUAACGAGUUGCUGAAUGCCAGGAGAAUCUGUAGUAAUGUUUCCAUAUCGGAAAGUGACAACAAUACAGCCAGAGGCCCUAGAACACCGGUAAAGUCCUUUAAUACACUGAGGGCGUAUCUACCUAAUCAGCAACGUACCAGCGUGCAAGUGAGAGAGGGACUUUCCUUGAGAGAUGCACUGGCCAAAGCGAUGAAGCUUCGAAAUCUUACUACUGAGAUGUGUGCAGUUUACGUUAUGGGCAUGGAUAGCUCCAAGCACUUGAUACGUUGGGAUGUGGACAUUUCAUUGUUGGAAUGUGACGAAAUACUGGUGGAGAUUUUGGAUAAGUUUCCCAUAACUACUUCCAUUUCGCACAAUUUUGUGCGUAAGACAUUUUUCUCGCUAGCCUUUUGCGAAUGUUGCAGAAAGUUACUUUUUCAAGGAUUUUAUUGCAGAACAUGUAAUUACAGAUUUCAUCAGAGAUGUGCGGGUGGUGUGCCUGCCCUAUGUCAUCAAGUACGCAUGCAGGAUGCUUACUAUCAAGCGUUACUCGCGCAUAAUCCAGAGACUACCAUUGGAAUCGUGCACAUUCCCUCUGAUUACAGAUUGGGUAGUAGUAUGUCCCCUUCUCUAGCUCCAUCGAGAAAUCAGAGGCAUCCACGUUCCUUGGGCCAACAAGACCGAUCUAGCUCAGCACCUAAUGUCUGCUUUAAUAUGGUUAAGCCAGGUGGUGAACCUAUCAAUCUAGAUGAGUAUAGUAGAUCUCAGAGUUUAGGAAGACCUGUCGGUACUAUUCAAAGUCCUGUGUCACCUGGCAGUAGUCCAACGAAGCAUAGUCAGUCUACGCAAGCUAGUCCCACAAAUACUUUAAGGCCGAAACGACCAAGAGCAAAGUCAGCCGACGAAUCUUCAAAGAAUCUCUUAGCGCCAAGGGAGUCUAUCGAGGAUUGGGAAAUCCCAGCAGAUGAGAUUCUAGUAGGACCACGUAUUGGAUCAGGAUCAUUUGGAACUGUAUAUAAGGCUCAUUGGCAUGGACCUGUUGCAGUGAAAACACUCAAUGUUAAAAUUCCUACAUCUGCACAGUUACAAGCAUUCAAAAAUGAGGUGGCUGUUUUACGUAAGACUCGACAUGUGAAUAUCUUGCUAUUUAUGGGUUGUGUCAGUAAACCACAGCUUGCGAUUGUGACACAAUGGUGCGAAGGCUCAUCUCUGUAUAAACACUUGCACGUAUUUGAGUCCAAAUUUGAACUACUAACAUUGAUAGAGAUUGGAAGACAAACUGCGCAAGGCAUGGACUAUUUGCACGCAAAGAACAUUAUUCACCGAGACUUGAAGAGCAACAAUAUAUUUCUACACGACGAUCUCACUGUUAAAAUCGGUGAUUUUGGUCUGGCAACGGCAAAAACUCGAUGGUCUGGUUCUCAACAGUUCCACCAGCCGACUGGCUCCAUUCUAUGGAUGGCACCAGAGGUGAUCAGAAUGCAAGAAGAAAAUCCGUAUAGUUUCCAGUCUGACGUUUAUGCGUUUGGUGUAGUGUUGUUCGAGUUACUAGCUGGCCAAUUACCAUACUCGCACAUAAACAACAAAGAUCAGAUAUUGUUUAUGGUAGGACGCGGUUAUUUGCGUCCCGACUUAGAUAAAUUGCGUUCUGAUACGCCGAAAGCACUCAAGAGACUCACAGAGGACUGCAUUAAGUUUUCGCGGGAUGAGCGACCAGUAUUUCGUCAGAUCCUGGUCAGUCUAGAGAGUCUUCUACGUGGUUUACCGAAGAUAACAAGAUCGGCUUCCGAACCAAAUCUCAACAGAACGCAACUGCAGUCCGAUGAUUUUCUAUACACCUGUGCUUCACCAAAAACUCCGGUGAACUUUCAAUUUGGACCAUUUUCCUUUUAUCCUCCCGGUGGAAAUAUAUAAAUGUAUCGGCUGACACAUUAUAAGUCUGAUGCACUUUGCAUAAAAGAAGUAUUUAAAAUAUUGAACAUAACGAUAUAAGCUUAACUCUAUGAACAAAUUAAUUCUUUCACACUUCACUUUCAUUGUAUUGCAAAUGUUUGCUCGAUGUGGAAUGUGAUAACAUUCUCUUUGGUAUAAAACAAAGGUCAAGAAAAAUAGGCCAUAUAUAUAUAUAUAUAUAUAUAUAUAUAUAUAUAUAUAUAUAUAUAUAUAUAUAUGUAAAAGGAAGAAAAAAGAGAAUGCAUGUGUAGCUUUUAUCUUUAGACAUUUACCGUUUACAGAAAUAAAUUUUCAUUUCAUUAGGUACGAUCAUUCAUGUAUUAUAAAUACAUACUCGUAUACACAUAUACAGCAGUGUACAUAUAUACAUAAAUAUACAUAUAUAUUAUUAUACGUGCAUGCACGUCAAUGUAGCGAUCUGUUGAUUUUGUGCGAUCCUUAUGAAGGAUGUAAAACUAAAUUAAGUCAUAAGAGUAAAACGGCAGUUAAGUCGUGCGUCGCUUAUCUGUGAGAUAGUUUUCCAAAGGCCGAAGUGAUUUUGUACUACUUCCUUGAUUUUGUCUCGAAUAUGCUCACACAUUUCACACAUAGUCAUUUAUGAUUAUUAUACAUAUAUCGACAUCGGUGCAGGUUGCUUUGUACAUAUAUUACAACAACGUAUAGAUUUCCAUUUAAGAAAAAAGUUAUAUUUCUAAAAGUAACACACAUGCAUACACAUACACAUAUACUCAUUAAUGAAACUACUUUAAAUAAGCUUGCUAAAUUACGGAUGUUGAUUCAAAAUGGACAGAGGUUCUUCAACAUUAAAAUGCUUUUAUCUUA
Molecule: messenger RNA, 3979 nt
Organism: Cataglyphis hispanica
Lineage: Eukaryota; Metazoa; Arthropoda; Insecta; Hymenoptera; Formicidae
Gene: Raf
Product: raf homolog serine/threonine-protein kinase Raf
Exons: 1
Coding region: 722-3118 (798 amino acids)
Biological process (GO): signal transduction; protein phosphorylation
Molecular function (GO): protein kinase activity; ATP binding
Source: RefSeq, a predicted model, not a curated record